UUAAUUUAUAUAACAAAAUGGUCUCCAAAUUUAACCAACAGUGUUGAAACAAAACAAACAAAACUCGAAUAAUGUAUUAUUUAUUGAAACGUAAUUUAUUAGCAAAAUUAUAUACACACGUAUUAGCCAAUUGAAGCUAAUAAGGCAAAGUAAAUGGUAGCUGUAAAAGUAUGUAAACAGUUUGUAAUAAUGAAAAAUGUAUUUUUAGUGCAGUGGUUUAGAAAAAAAUUAAAACUUUUUUUCACAAAACGCGCGCCUGAAGACGCACACACCGUAUAUAAGGGCGGCAGACGAGACUUGAUUUUUCUCUCACCUGCAGACUAAAGGCUAAUUAACUGAGCUGAAACGUGUUGCAGCACUUUGGGGAUUUCGCAAUGUUUCCCAGAUCAGGUUUGUUUGCUGAUAUUAAUGGUCCUUUUUCUAAACAAGGGUCAUCUACUAGACCUCAGGAUUUGUACGAACAUGACUCAACAGCUGGGAUCCCGUCUACAUCAAGUUCCUUCUCAGCCAAUUUGGGAACAGCAGGUAUAGAUGAGGGUAUCCCGGAGCUGCAAAGAAUCAACGAGGAAAUUGAAACUGUUAAGCACGAGGUGGAGUUGGAACAAAGACGAUUGUUUCAAUACCAGACUUCACUGGGAGAGGGCAGCAAUACUCCACCUAGUUUCCCUGUUUACAAGGUUGAGGGCACACGCAAAAAGGAAGGUAGAGCAAUUGAUGCCAUGGCUGCAAACUCCCCAGAAAAUAAGUAUCUGGUUGACAACUCAAAACCAAAGACUUGUUUAGAGUAUGGACCCAUGUCUGAUUUUUCAGCUGGCUUGUGGUUUUGUGGUUUAUCUAAUGAGCAGCGAGUACUAGAUAGAAAUGAACCCUCACCAUGUGACCAGAAUAUGUUUCCAGUGCUUUUGGAUGAAUCUACUGAGGACUGUCCUCUAAGUAUUGACUGCCCUCUCUCACCUGCCAGAAAAAGAACCAAAUAUGAGAAACGGGAUGAUUAUUCUGCAGACAACCCUCAGGAUGAAAAACAGCUAAAAGAAUCCAAACCAACACUUGCAACUGCUUGUCCACAGCAGGCCCUGGAGGAGAUGCAUUGUGACAAAUAUGAAUGUGAACAAAGAGAAGGAAAUCCAGAUUAUGGUGGUGAUGUUAACAAUGCCAGCAAAGGUUUUGAAAAUAUACCUAUACCAGUUGACAGUAGCGUAACUGACCUCACCGAAGGUCUGUACCUGGAACAUCAGGGUGGGUAUGAGCAAGAUGAGAGUUUUGACAGUUUGUUGGCACUAAGUCAGCAAUGGGCUUUUGACAAUCUUUCUUCAGCUGUUCCCCUUACUGAUGAUGUUUGUCCUGCAGAGUCACUAUCUCAGCUGCUUGACAUUGAUACCAGUUCAGUAGAGAUAGAGACGAACGACUGGCUGUCUUCAGAGAUACAGAUGCAGUCAUUGUUGCUAGACAAUCAGGAAAUGGCAAACACAAACCCAGCAACGAUGGAUACAGCUUUCAAUAAUCAGACCUCAUUGGCAAUGAGUCAGCAACAACCCCAUUCAUAUAACUCAAGCCAUCAAAUGUCAUCAAUGCACAACAAUUUGGCCAAUGAAGCCAUUCCACCUGAAUCCAGCCACCAGCCUUCACAGAAAGAUAAUGUUAUAAUCAUCUCCAGCACUGAAGACGAAGACCUCAACUAUUCAGAUGUGGACCUGUCUGAGAGUGACCCAAUGGAGGAAUGUUACAGAAUCUUUAUGGAGGCAAAUGAGAACCUGAAAGAGCCUGAAAAAGAAAUCAAGGUCCCUAAGGAGUUGACUGUGCCUUCCAGUGAUCUACUCAGAAAGAAGUGGGUAGCUCAUGAGGCCAAAGACACAGAGAGCAAACCUGAACGCCAGAUUUUGUCCUCAUUGUGUGAACCAGCCUUAGGGUUAGGCUCCCAGUCUUCUGUCACGUCCAACAUCCAUCAGGUACAGCAGAGAGCGCCCAUGCUGACUUCCACGGUAAACGGUGGUCAGGCAUUUGUCUCCUUCACUUCUCAGCGAAACCCAGAGACCCAGACUAAUGCUGUUCAUACUACUUGGGCUCCUCCAAUCACACAACCUGUUCCUGUACUAAAUGCUUGCACACAUUACCCACCUUUGGAAAAUGCUGUUAUCGAAGUAGGCAACAACUUCCAGUUGAUAAUUCCGGAAGGCACCUUCCCGUUGCCUAUGUCUUCUGUUAACAGCCCUCUUACCUCAGUUGGUCCUGUGCCUCAGAGCAACUCUCUUGGUGUAAAACAGCUAUGCUUCAGAGCUGCAGUAACACCUGUGCAGAGAUACCACACUACAGCAACUAUGCUUAUUCCUGCUCAGUCAUGUAGACCCUCACCAUGUGCUGUUGAAGCACAUUUAAAUCCAACCCCCUCUACCAGUUAUCAACCUGCUGUACAGCCUGUUAAGCCAGUGCCCACUAAACGGAAGUUGAAGCAGUGCAAGCCUGCCAGAGAUGAAGUGACACAGGAUGUUCGUCAGCGAUAUGUCAACAUGUUUACAGAGGAGUUCCAUAAAACCAUACCCAAUAUUUAUGAUGCCUUUGAAAGAGCAAUGGCUGAAGAGAGAAUUGUCUACAACCGCAGUCCAAACAAACUGAAAUAUGUUAGUGUGGCUGUGAAUUCACUGAAGAGGCUGAAAAACAAGACUACUGCUCCAUCCAGAGGUAAAAAAGCCACCAGUGAGAUAAAAAAAGGCAAAACCUCCUUUAAUUUCCAAAUGUGCAGAGAAAACAAAGAUGCUGCCCUCUUUCAGGGUUUAAACAACUACGUUUUACUGGAGGAAGUGCUGAUUGAGAACAACUAUCCUAUCCAGAACCCUGAGAAACCUGGCUCGGCAGUUCUAUUUGAAGACACUAACAGAGGCAACAUGGACCCUUUGAAGAGAACCUGUUGUCGAUGUGGAACUACAUACUCUGUAAGCAAAACUGGCCAACAUGUCCGCAAGGAGGAGUGCAAUUAUCACUAUGGUAGAGGAGUUGAGAGAAAAGUGCCAGGUGGUGUGGAGACUCGCUACAGUUGCUGUCAAGGAGUCAUGGGAGCCCCUGGAUGCCAGGUGUCUCAGUUGCAUGUUCAUCAUUCCUUUAGCCUUGAUGGGUUUGUCUCCACCAGGCCCAGACAUCCCUCCGACACCCAUUGUCCUGGGGUCUACUCUUUGGAUUGUGCAAUGUGUUAUACUGUCAGUGGUCUGGAGCUGUCCAGAGUGAGUGUGGCCAACUCUCGUCUGCAAGUCAUCUACGACACAUUUGUCAGACCUGACAAUGAGUUGAUCGACUAUAACACGAGGUUUUCAGGUGUCAGUGAGGAAGAUUUGAAAGGUAACAACACUUCACUCAGGGAGGUGCAAGAGACCUUGAUGAGCUUCAUUAAUGCUGAUACCAUUCUGAUUGGACACGGCCUGGAAAAAGCCCUCUGUGCCUUGAAGCUGCUCCAUGGUAGAGUGGUGGACACAUCAUUGGUGUUUCCCCAUCGUUUGGGACCUCCACACAAGCACCCCCUCAACCAUCUCACUGCUGAAUUCCUGCGCAAGAUCAUUCAGGAGAGAGUUUGUGGACACGACACUGCAGAAGAUGCUGCAGCAUGCAUGGAGCUGAUGUUAUGGAAAACUAAGAAGGAUGGAAAACUGAAGAAAUAGUUAUAAGAAAAAUGAAUAAUACACUGAUUCCUUUUCUGCAGUGGCUUCACAAUUACAAAAUGUAACUGUAUUUUUUGUUUGAGAAUGAAAUUGAAAUCUGAGUUGUAAAUUAUGUGUAUGAAGAAAAGGAAGUGUAUUAGAAAACUGGAAUUAUCCAUUAAGUAAAAGCAAAGAAUCAAUUCCUUUGUUGUGUUCCUUUCUUUCCACACUUUGACCAACCUAUGAGCUGCGAGCUCUGAAUGUCUAAUUGGCCCCAGGUAUUACCAAAAGUCCUUUGCAUCUGUGGGGGAAAAUAACUUGGUGUAACUAUGUUUCACCAGUUUAUUUCAAAAAAACAUUAUCAGUGCUUUUUUGAGCGUCAAACAGGUUAAAACAAAACUGUAGAACACAAAAGUUGAAAAAUGUGAAUGUCUAUGAAGAUUCUCAGUCAUCCAGGUCAUGAUCAAGGUUGAAUAGUUCUGUUAGGCAACUGGAUGUGAAUUUUCUAAAAG
This is a messenger RNA of Cynoglossus semilaevis (tongue sole), 4135 nucleotides long. Its product is annotated as exonuclease GOR-like. The record is from RefSeq and is a predicted model, not a curated record. Gene Ontology annotation, cellular component: nucleus. Lineage: Eukaryota; Metazoa; Chordata; Actinopteri; Pleuronectiformes; Cynoglossidae. Gene Ontology annotation, molecular function: exonuclease activity; nucleic acid binding. Bases 375 to 3644 code for a protein of 1089 amino acids. The transcript has 16 exons.